Messenger RNA from Paramuricea clavata, 1165 nucleotides. NCBI's taxonomy places the organism in Eukaryota, Metazoa, Cnidaria, Anthozoa, Malacalcyonacea, Plexauridae. The record is from the annotation of a GenBank genome assembly.
AUGACAGUUACGUGCCAUUUCAUUGAUGGAUCGUGGCAGCUUGAAAAUUGUGUUUUAGAAACAUCGCACCUAAGGGUUGCUCACACAGCAGAAAACAUUGCUGCAGAACUGAAACGAAUAGCUCAAGAAUGGAACAUAUCUGAGAAAGUUGUCGCAUUGGUAACUGACAAUGCAGCAAAUGCUGUGGCUGCUGCCAGACUUACAGGAUGGAAGCACAUUCCAUGUUUCGCGCAUACUCUCAAUUUGAUUGUGAAGGGAGCUCUUGAAGCUGAUCCAGGUAUGGUUGCUCUAAAGAAAAAGUGCAAAGAUAUUGUAACUUUUUUUCCAUCAUAGCUGCAAGGCAUCUGACAAACUGAGAGAAAUUCAGAGGCAGCUUGGAUUAACUGAUAAAAAGUUGAUCCAAGACGUUGACACAAGAUGGAAUUCAACAUUCUAUAUGUUUGAAAGAAUAGUCGAGCAGCAUGAUCCAGUAACCACCACCCUUUGUCUUCAAAGCAAAGGUGAGAUGUGUCUUUCCAAUGAAGAUAUUGAGCUUAUCAAAAAGGUUUUGGAUCUCUUACGGCCAUUCGAAGUUGCAACAGUAGAAAUGAGUGCUGAGAAGUUUGUCUCUGUCUCGAAGAUCAUACCUAUAGCAAGAUCCCUACAACUGGUUACUGUGGGAAGUAGCACCACAGCCACCACACUUCCAUUAAAGCAAGAGUUGGUUGCUCAAAUUCAGCAUCGUUUUGCAAAUAUUGAAGCAAAUCAAACACUUGCAAAGUCAACCCUUCUUGAUCCUCGUCUUAAGAAAUUGGCAUUUCGGAACAAUGGACAAAGACAAGGAUUACAGUCACUCGUUAAUGAGUUGACAUCAUUACCAAACAAUGUGCAGGAAGAAAGUGUUGUUACAGUUGCACCAACCACGGCAAACAGUGACAGUGAUGUAUUAUGGAAAGAGUUUGAUUCUAAAGUGGCAGAUUCAGUGAAUCAUUUGAAUACAAGGGAUCGUAGUGCUGAUGCUAUGCCAGAAACUGGGCUAUACUUUGGGGAAAAGUUGAUACCUAGAGACAGUGAACCACUCAAGUGGUGGCAUGAACACGGAAAGAACUAUCCCAAGAUGAGCAAACUAGCUCGGAAAUAUCUGUGUGCAACUGCUACUUCGGUUCCCUCGGAGCAUCUGUUCUAA